Mesoplodon densirostris (Blainville's beaked whale) is the source of this 2696-nucleotide messenger RNA. RefSeq names its product forkhead-associated domain-containing protein 1-like. The record is from RefSeq and is a predicted model, not a curated record. The coding region runs from base 11 to 2494 and encodes 827 amino acids. The transcript is spliced from 17 exons. Gene Ontology annotation, molecular function: protein binding. NCBI's taxonomy places the organism in Eukaryota, Metazoa, Chordata, Mammalia, Artiodactyla, Ziphiidae.
AGCAGAGAAUAUGAAAGCCUAUCUAAAGAGUGCAGAAGGCUAUUUUGUCCUGAAUAAAAGCACUACGAUUGGAAGGCAUGAAAAUUCAGACCUUGUUUUAGAGUCUGCAGACGUCGACAACCAUCACGCACUCAUUGAAUAUAAUGAGGCCGAAAGCAGCUUUGUUCUCCACGACUUCAAUUCCUGCAACGGCACGUUCGUCAAUGAGUGCCACAUUCAGAACGUGGCUGUGAAGCUCCUACCCGGAGACAUUCUGAGGUUUGGGUCCGGAGGGCUGACCUACGAACUGGUCAUCGAAAACCCAGCCUCUGUCUCCUUCCCAUGGGUGAGGGGCCCAGCACCUUGGCCAAGGCCACAGCCACCUUGGGCCACCCAGCAACUGAACCAGUCACCCUCACCACGACAGACCCCCUUCUACCCGGGCAUCUGGCCAGCGCCAGUGCAGAGGAGCUGGUCGCAGGGGUCCCCCGAGCCCCCCAUGGUCCCACCAGCCUCCCACAGGCAGCACGUGAGUGCCAGCGAGAAGAUGUUCUCCUUCGGGGUGGACAGAGCCGCCCACAGCGUUCCCAUCAUCAGGCAAGUGUGGACCAACGCGGCGGAACUGUCCGAAAAAUCAGUGGCCGAGGAAAUUCCUGUGGCAGAGCCCUACAGAGAAAUUUUUGUGGACCAGGACCUGUCCCAGCACGAUAAGGAUGAAAUAAUUCGGCUGCUGGGAAAAGAAGUCAGCCGUCUCUCCGAUUUUGAACUUGAAUCUAAAUACAAAGACACCGUGAUAGCAAGCCUGCAGAGCCAAGUGUCCAACCUGAGGCAGAAGCUGUUGGAAACAGCCGCCUCCAGGCAGAAGGAGAGGGUGAUCCCACCCAAGUUUCAGGCUCUGCAUGAAGAGGACGAUGCCCAACAGAGAGAGAUCCAGAGCUUGAAAAACCAGAUCAGUGCCCUACAGCAAGUCUACAACCAGGUGCUGUGCCAGAUACUGUCUGAGAGAAUCUUAGAAAUCACCUCCCUGAAGCACGAGGCCGAGAACUUAAGGAGGGAGGCCGCCAUCACGUCAGAGAUGGUGUCAUCUUUGCAAAGAGACGUGUUAGUAAAGGAUGGUCAAGUUCAACAACUACAACAGGAGGUGAAUCAACUGAAAAGUGAGAACAAAGAAAAGGAUCACCAGCUCGAAGCCCUCAGCUCCAGGUGCUCAGUGCUGAAAGAAGAGUUACAGAAGGAAGAUGCCCAGAAGGAGAAGUGGGAAGCCCAAGAGAAAGAGUUAAAACUCUGCAAAACCCAAAUCCAGGACAUGGAAAAAGAAAUGAGGAAGCUCAGGGUGGAGCUGAAAAGGAGCAGUACCGAGCAGAGCCUGAUCUCUAUGACGCUGCAGGAAAAGAGCAAGGUUGAAGAGAAGCUUCGGGAGGAUUCCAGAAGGCAAUUGCUUCAGCUGCAAGAAAUGAGGAACAGAGAAAACCUCAUUAAAGCCCAUUUGGAAAGGGUAGUAGGUCAGAUGAAGAUCAACAGUUCUCGGGAAACUCAGCAGUAUUUGCUGCAAGAACAGUUACGGCAGCAUCUGGCAGAGAAGGAGAAGCUGACCAAGGAAAGGCUACAGCAAGAGGAGAAGCUGAAAGCCAGAGUCAAGCGGCUAAUGUCAGAGAAAUCGGAGCAGUCCUUCAGUGAUCUAGGAGCCAAGUGCAAAGGGUCCCGACAUGAGGAAGUCAUUCAGCGUCAGAAAGAGGCUUUAUCUGAGCUUCGUGCACGAAUUAAAGAACUUGAGAAGGCCUGCUUGUCAAAUCACAAGGACCACAUGGAUGGAUCAUUUCUAGACUUAAAGACCUUCGGGAUGGAAAAAAAUGUUCGGAAAAUAUUGGAUGCAAAACCUGACUUGCCAACUUUUUCAAGAGUAGAGACCCGAACGCCUCAAAAUGGCCUUUCCAGCCCAGGGUCCAUCAUGGUCUCUGAGAAGUUAAGGAAAAUGGAUGUGGCUGACGCUUUAGAUCUUAGUGAAAAGCUGUACAUGGACAUGAGCAAAACCCUCGGGACUUUGAUGAACAUCCAAGGUAUGUCAGGUCACGUGUCCAUGAAACACCUCUCCCCAAAAGAGAGGGAGAGUGUCUACCAGCUUCGACAAAUAGACCUGUACCUGGUGUUUGAUAAGAUCACCCUACUUAAGAACCAGCUGCAGAGAAAAGAAGAGCUUUUGAGACGAUACGAGAAGGACAUUGCACAGCUCAAGCAGAGCAAAGUGUCGGUUCAGAUGUACCAGUCACAGGUGGCAAAGCUGAAGGACGGCAUCUCCAAAGAGGCCGAAGGAAAGGCGCUGCUGAAGGAGGCCCUGGUGCACGUGGAAGAGCGGCUGCACCAGGAGAAGAGGGUCACCAGGGCGAUCAGGCAGCAGAAGGUUGGAACCAGAAAAGGCACCCCAAAGAUGGACCAAGUUAGGGAGAUGCUGAAGAGAGAAAUGCCCAGCAAAUCCAGCCAGAGCCUUCUGUUUUCUAAACCUGGUGGAAGGAACUAGAAACGUCGUCCCGCUGGGCCUCGCGUGAUCCUCCGUGAGUCAGUGUAACUCUUCUGCGUCAAACUACUAAGAUGCUUUUUUAGGACAUUAAAGGUUGCUACCCUAGUGUGUUGCUUCCUAGACUGGUAUUUUGCACAAUACUGUAUUUUGGAGUGUGUGAGGAGAGGGGUUCUUUUCACAGAUAUUAUGAAUGUAAACAUAC